Molecule: messenger RNA, 360 nt
Organism: Lobosporangium transversale
Lineage: Eukaryota; Fungi; Mortierellomycota; Mortierellomycetes; Mortierellales; Mortierellaceae
Exons: 1
Coding region: 1-360 (119 amino acids)
Source: RefSeq, a predicted model, not a curated record
AUGCACGUGGGCAUAGUCGAUGCUGUUGCUGCUCUAGCUGUUGGUACAGUCAAAGAUGUAUUUGUGUUCGAGACUGAACUUGAAAGAUUGUGCUUGCGCCCUGUUGCCAAUAACGCCAAGAGAGUGGUGUGUGCGAUGCCCCACGGCUGGCCCUACGUCCAUAUUCAGUCUCGUCCUUCAAUUGCCCCGCUCGACAUACUGGACAAUUCACUAUGGAAGCUCUUAGUUCCUAAUAAGGAAGUUACCUGCUUGAGGUGGCCUGCGAUUGUUCCUGUUGCUGCUGGUGGUUUUCAAAUGGCAACGAGAGCGGAAGAGGGCCUCUGCAUGCUAGCCCUAACUACAACCCCCCUCCAGUUGUAG